AUGUCAAAUUGGGACUUUGGAUAUUUUUUUGGUGAAAUUUCGAAUGAGUCAUAUGUCUCCGAAAGCGUUUGGUUACCCGGCGUUGAUCGAGGUGAGGAGGAGGUGGUUUCCGUGCGUCCGCAACACGCCGGAACUUACCAUUCGCAUCCGGAAGGGAGUGUGCGGUCCGUGGUGCCUGAUUUGAACCAGGAAAAACAACGCAAGCUGAAAAAGUCCGAGGAAGGUGCUUUUGACAUCGAGGAAGACGAGAACAAAAUCGAGAAAGGUGUUACACACUUCGAGGAAAGUGAUCAAGACGAGGAAGAUGGUGGUGGCUGGGACGAUGGUGGUGGCUGGGACGAUGGUGGUGGCGGGGACGAUGGUGGUGAAAAGGACGAUGGUGCUAAUGACCCGAAAAAACAAGGAAAGGUAUUUGCGACACUUCACGAGUUAAAGAAUUGGGCUUACAAAACAGAAAUUGCGAAAGGUUACGUCAUUGUGACCCAACGAACGGUAACAAAAGGUGAAGAUUCGUCAGCAAGGACAGUGAAGAUAUGGUUGCAAUGCGACCGUGGAGGCACAUGCAAAAGUAAAGCAACAGUUCGGCGUUCUGGUAGCAAGAAGAUUGGGUGUCCUUUUAAAAUGAUAGGGAAACUAGACGCAAGUAGUGGCAAUUGGAGCUUAGUGGUGAAGCAAAAGGAUCAUAACCAUGAGCCUGCGGUAUUUCUCGAGGGUCACGCGUUUGCAAGAAGGUUGACCCCAGACGAAGAAUUAUUGGUAGAGAGACUUUAUAUUCAAAACAUGGAGCCUACGAACAUACAUUUAACCAUAAGAAAACAAAACCCACAGAGCGUGUGCAUUCUACGAGACAUACAAAACGUGAUAAAAAAGAUUAAAGUCAAAAUGUACGGUGAUCGGACUCCAAUGCAGAUAUUGGAGCAAAUGUUGCAUGAAGGAAGGUAUGUUUACCAUACCCGGGUGAAUCCCGAAACAAAUGCGGUCGAGGAGGUUUUUUUUUUCAUUGGUACUCGUACGAUAUGUGGCGUGCUUUCCCACAUGUGUUGA
Molecule: messenger RNA, 1044 nt
Organism: Helianthus annuus (common sunflower)
Lineage: Eukaryota; Viridiplantae; Streptophyta; Magnoliopsida; Asterales; Asteraceae
Exons: 3
Coding region: 1-1044 (347 amino acids)
Biological process (GO): L-valine catabolic process; thymine catabolic process
Cellular component (GO): mitochondrion
Molecular function (GO): methylmalonate-semialdehyde dehydrogenase (acylating, NAD+) activity; malonate-semialdehyde dehydrogenase (acetylating, [NAD(P)+]) activity
Source: RefSeq, a predicted model, not a curated record